GCAUCACCGAUGGGUUCCUGAGGAGCUGCUGUCUGCGUGGCUGUGUAGCGCCAGCAGGACAGUGACGUAGACGAUGGAGGAAUAUCUCGUUAACGUUCUUAGCAUACUAACGAUAACUACUGAAAGUAGAUCAUGAGGUGCAGAUCACCUUCAUGGGCUGACAUUGGUUCUGAAGAUGAGUUUUACCUGGUGAGAACGAUGGAGAAACCCAACAGAUGGACCAUGAGUUUACGUUUAUUAAUCUGUUAUCGCCGUAUUUCACAAACUGAGGCUGAAUGACAUCAAAUUAACUACUCUGGAGUUACAGAGAGCAACACAUGCAAUAAACUGUGAAAACUGUUAUUUUUCAUGGAUCUUGAGCUCUAGCCCAGCUGCUAACACGGUGUAAGACACUGGAAUAGUCUGGAAAAUUUAAAGAACGCUUUUCCAGGCCUUGUCUUUGUAAAGUGCCUUGAGAUGACAUGUUUCAUGAAUUGGCGCUAUAUGAAUAAAAUUUAAUUGAAUUAAAAAACUGUAUGAGUUUGUAUGCACAGCAUGCAGAAAUAUGAAGAGAUUAUCAGUGUGUAGAGCCUUCGUCUCCUCUGGGUCUCACUGGUCCACAGUGGUCUACAGGCUACGCUUACUUAUAGGAUGAACUGCUGAUCAUACAGUAUACCACCAUUAUUAGAUGAAAUGUUCAGUGCUGAACUAGACGGUAUAGAUGCCUUAUAUGCUGUUAAAUGUCGCCAAUGAAUAACCAACCUCCAUCUUUCCCUCUUCCAGCCCCAGUAAUCUGAUGUUCUUUCAGAAAGUCCUGUUAUCCUGGUUGUUAAUUCGGGUCCAGAGUUGCUCGACUUGUUUAGGUAGCUUCUUUAGCUAAUUUAGCCACACCUCACCGCACCACAUGACUCCUCACCAGCUGCUUACCCUAACCCUGAACCCUUCGUCUGGUCUCCUUCCCCUGAGUUUGUCUGGGGCUUCCUGCUUCCAUGACUUUUUGGCUGUCCAGAUGUUCCUAAAUCACCUACUGAUCAAAGGUCAAUGAUGUCAUCCAGCAUCCUCAACGGGGGAUGAGGCUGAAGCUCAGCGGCCAAAGCUUGUCCUACCUGUUUUCUGGUGCCCUGUGACUUCAACUGGCUGUUAUGGUGGGCGUGGUGGCAUGUGGCUCGGUCAGCUCCAUCAAAGCUCUGUGGGAGACGAGGAUCAAGAGAGGAAGGGAGGAGGAGGAAAAGAGGAGAACAUCCAGAACCGGGACAUCAAGCAGACUGGGCGUCCAGGUCUGGGAGGACCGUGCGGUUCUGGCUCGGCUGAAGGAAAAGCUGCAGACAGAAGAUGGCAGACUGGUUCUCCGGAUUGAACAAGAGGAGUGGAAGAGCUUGCCAGGAGCCCUGGUCCAAUUCAUUCAGGUCCAGGAGUGGCAGAUCCACCGGACUGGCCUGCUGAAGAUUCCUCAUUUCAUCUCCAGCUUCCAGAACCUUCUGGUUCUGGAUCUGUCCCGCAAUGCAGUCACUGAGAUCCCAAAACAGAUUGGGAAGCUGACCCGGCUCAGAGAACUGCUGCUGAGUUACAACAGAAUCCGGGUUGUCCCUGAAGAACUGAGUGGAUGUGAGAGUCUGGAGAGACUGGAGCUCGCUAUGAACCGGGACCUCCACAAGCUCCCAGACCAGCUGAGGAACCUGAAGAGGCUGCAGCAUCUGGACCUGUCCAUGAAUGACUUCAGCUCCUUGCCUGAUUGUGUGGUUGCCAUGCCAGGGCUGGAGUGGCUUGACAUGGGAGGGAACCGCCUGCAGCUCUUACCUGAUGAUAUCCACCGGAUGGAGAAGCUGCACACGCUGUGGCUGCAGAGGAACGAGCUGGAAAAACUCCCAGAGAACAUCAGCAGGAUGGCAAGUCUGGACACGCUGGUCCUCAGCAGCAACAAGCUGAGAGACAUCCCAUCACUGAUGGAGGACAUGACCAACCUCAGCAGGUUUGUGAAUUUCAGAGACAACCCUCUGACCGUGGAGGUGAGUCUGCCUGCGAGGAGGAAGGCUGAGGACGAAGAGGACGAAGAGGACGGAGAGGACGACAGGGAGAUGUUUGGGCGGGACUUCAUGCACCUGUACAUCCAGGAGGCCAGGAAGAGAUCGUACGCCGUGCUCAACAUGCACUGCGUCAACCAGAUCGAUGAAUAAUCCCGUUCUCCUGGUUCUGGACCUCUUGGUUCCUCUCACUUCUACAAAGCAGGACACGAAGGAGGACUCAGAUCUUUAUUUGCAGCUGACAGAAGAUCCUUCACAGCGGACUGGCUCAGAACCAGAACACAUUUGGAUCAAGAAACACGCAGCAGAAAACUGAAAUGUCCAAGAAACAUUUAGCUGAUAAUAAAACGGAUUUUAUAUAAAG
This is a messenger RNA of Fundulus heteroclitus (mummichog), 2364 nucleotides long. It is a transcript of the gene lrrc39, whose product is annotated as leucine rich repeat containing 39. NCBI's taxonomy places the organism in Eukaryota, Metazoa, Chordata, Actinopteri, Cyprinodontiformes, Fundulidae. The transcript has 8 exons. The coding region runs from base 1122 to 2153 and encodes 343 amino acids. Gene Ontology annotation, molecular function: protein binding. The record is from RefSeq and is a predicted model, not a curated record.